CAAGAUCAUGUGCUCGCAAGGUGGUUAGUUACACAAGAAGGCGAGCAGCUGAACUCACCGAGUCCCUUCUUGAGCCGAGAUAUCUGGCCGGGACAAUCAUAGCAUUCAAGAUACCCGCACAUCGUCAGCUCGGCCUUCCACCAACCCCGUCGAUUCUUCCGUCCACCUCGACAACCUCAGCUCGUCCUCCACAUCUUCUACAAACGUGCGAUCUAUACGUCGCAGCCUAUUCGACCGACCGAACUCUAUUGUACACUCGCAACCAUGUCCGGCCUCGAGAAAGCCCUCUUCCAGCUCAAAUUCACGGCCAAGUCGCUGAACCGACAGGCCGCGAAAGCGGGUAAAGAGGAGACAGCUGAGAAGGCCAAGAUCAAGAAGGCGAUGCAGCAGGGAAACAACGACAUUGCCAAACUCUACGCACAGAACGCGAUCCGCAAACAGACCGAGCGAUUGAACCUCCUCCGGCUUGCGUCGCGCAUCGAUGCGGUUGCGAGUAGAGUGCAGACUGCUGUUACCAUGAGACAGGUCUCUGGAAGUAUGGCGAACGUGGUCAAGGGCAUGGAUGCGGCUAUGAAGACGAUGAAUUUGGAGAGGAUCUCGGUCGUGAUGGACAAGUUCGAGCAGCAGUUCGAAGACUUGGAUGUUGCUGUGGGAUACUACGAGAAUGCCACUAGCUCCGCCACGGCCGUCGGUACACCCCAGGAGGAUGUGGAUCGUCUCAUGGGAAAGAUAGCGGAUGAAGCCGGGCUCGAGAUGGAGCAGGAGAUGCCUGAGGCUACCAAAAGCAAGAUCGGACCUACUGAGCAGGAGGAGAAUGGGCUCAACGAGCGACUGCGGGCUUUGAGGGGAUAGAUGGACUGAUCGAGCCGGUUAGAAUUGCACAAGAAAUCAACAACUAAAUACGCAGUUCCUUGUUGCGCUGAGCUAUCUCUGUAGGUAAACUGUAGAAGUCAAGCUACGUGGUUGGCACAUCUUUAAAUAUUGAACACAGAAGGACCAGCGAGCUCUGUAGAGUAGUGGAGUGAGCUGCUAUCAUGAUUCAUGAGAUAGCUAUGGACCCUUACUUGGGACAGCUUGAUCAUCGAGCUCUUACAUGAAGCCCUCUCAACUCUAACUAUUCUUUAAAAGCUGGAAUUUCCAUCGGUAUUGCUGACGCCGAUGAAACAAAUUCGGUCGAAAAUCGGGAGGCUUAUUUGUAUUAUCAUGAAAAGGUGAUGUGAAAUCUACUUAUCUAUGAUCUAUCGUCAUACCUGGAUUUUGG
This is a messenger RNA of Tricharina praecox, 1261 nucleotides long. RefSeq names its product Snf7 family. Bases 265 to 852 code for a protein of 195 amino acids. Lineage: Eukaryota; Fungi; Ascomycota; Pezizomycetes; Pezizales; Pyronemataceae. Gene Ontology annotation, cellular component: ESCRT III complex; multivesicular body. The transcript has 5 exons. Gene Ontology annotation, biological process: endosome transport via multivesicular body sorting pathway; late endosome to vacuole transport; protein transport. The record is from RefSeq and is a predicted model, not a curated record.